AUGGGAGCAAACAGGACGACGAAGCUUCCAGGACAGCUAAUCUGCUCAACCUGCCAUACUGUCUUCGUCACAAAAGUCUCUGACGAGAGUGAGACAUAUCAUGGCCAGCCAGACUCCCCUCUUACAAAAGCUGCCAUAUAUGACGCUCGAGACCUGCAAAAACUGCCCGAUCCCUACACAAAAUCACCAAGCCUGCGAUCCUGGGCAACUUUUAGAGAUAGUAAAUCCACAGACGAAGCUACUUCGUCAGAGACUCUUAAAACCCCCGAUACGUCUCGAAUGCAGGUCGACCCAAAUUCUGUAGGGUUCCCGACAUCAAGUCAUCGAGCUGUACGCCGUGACAGCGUUGUGUCUGCCGCUGAGAUCGAAAGUCUCUCAAAGUCAAAAGACCCUCGAAGAGACUCUGAUACCACCCUAUUCCCCUCCUUCCCAUAUACUCUCAAAAAGCCCAACCCAAGAACAAAAAGCACGCCGAGAGGCAAAGCUCAAAAUGCAGGUGCUGCUGCAUCUAAGGUCAGUUCCACUCGGCCUUUAAAAGGUAAAGAUCACAGCACACAUACCGGUUUGAAACUCGCAAAGAUGUAUCGAACUUUGAGAGGAAUGCACAACUCAAAAUCUCUAGGAGAAGGCAAGGCAGUGUUGGAAGGUAUCAAGGUGUGUUGUAAGGAGAAGCAAGAGUACAUGCUAAAACAACAGUCCCUAGAGCACAAGUUCAUUAACCCUCGAACGCCUCCAUGUCCGCCUGCCAGGGCGACGGCAGCACGUCCAGCGAUACGACGUUCACCAAAGACAGCUCGUAGAAGGUCUGGAGAUGUCGGUCAGAUACCAUUGAGAAAGGAUUUGCGGAAAGAUUCUGUUAUAAGCGACGGACAGAUCUCGCUGGCAUCCCGGGAAGUACCCAUUGGUAUUGACAUCGAGCACAUCGCUCUUAACCUUAACAAACCACUUCCACCACUCCCACGACCCCAUCCCUCCCCCAGAUCAAAACACCACCAAACCACCAAACCUACACACAAAAACCCAUCACAAACCGCCAAUCCAACCACCCUCCACCCCCCGCAACAGCCCAGAACCCAACCCCACAAACACCCACAACCAGAAAAACACACAAACACCACACGGCAAUGGAACACAAUCAUCACCGCCAACCCCCUGAAUACCCAAACCAACGCCCACUCAACCCUCAAAGCGAAAAUCUCCCACCCAGGCCCCCUAAUGGCAACAAACAACGGCCAAACAGUAAACAUAGCCAUUGAAUGCGGCGGCGCUGGCGGUCCUGCUGCCGCUGUCUCCCUACCAUUUCAUUCUAGUGGCACGAUAUUGCCUUCACACACUCAGACUCAGAAACAUAACCAACACCCACCGCUACGUCGCGAGCGCCGGAAAUGGCAGCACGCGGCGGCUUCGUCGAAGCACUGGCGUGAUAGGCUGGUUAGUUCAACUGGGCGGCCGUUGACGGGGGGUCGCAGACCGGACUCGGAUGUGAGUUUUUCGUGUCGGGGGGUGGAGGGGGGUGCUUCGGAUGCGUUUCCACGGCGGGGGGAUGGGGGGAUUGACGUACGGGAUUCUGGGCCUCAGACUCGCGAGAGGCGUGGGGUUGGUGGAGAUGGUGGGGGGAUAGGGGUUAGAGCGGGGAGGCGAGAUGAGAGGAAUACGGAGUUUUAUCGGCCUUUUUAUGAUGUGCUGAGGGAGUAUCGCGGAUGA
This is a messenger RNA of Dothidotthia symphoricarpi CBS 119687, 1704 nucleotides long. RefSeq lists its product as uncharacterized. The transcript has a single exon. The record is from RefSeq and is a predicted model, not a curated record. Lineage: Eukaryota; Fungi; Ascomycota; Dothideomycetes; Pleosporales; Dothidotthiaceae. Bases 1 to 1704 code for a protein of 567 amino acids.